Messenger RNA from Macrosiphum euphorbiae (potato aphid), 1353 nucleotides. The record is from the annotation of a GenBank genome assembly. Lineage: Eukaryota; Metazoa; Arthropoda; Insecta; Hemiptera; Aphididae.
AUGGCUGGGGAACGUGAUGCUCGUGCGAAGGAGCGUGCUAUCCUGCGUAGGGAUCAAGUCAUCGCUCGAAUUCGCCAGAUACACUUAUUGGCCACAAGCUCAGCCACUGAUGAAGCUAGUAGAUCUCAACUAGCUGUGGCUAUUGUCGAUAUUGAUAGCUUGUGGGCCAGCUUUGUUAUUGAGAACAAUAAUCUUCUAGACAUACUUACCGAAUCGGAUUUGUUGGGGGAGUUUUCUGUGAACUUAGAAACUGAGACCCGUGCUUUGGUGGUAGAAGCUAAGGCCUUAUACAAGGCAUCUCAACCAACUCCAGCUUUUAAUGUCGGUACGGUUCAACAAGUGUCGUAUGAGGGUAUAAUUGACCAAGCAAGUUCUUCUGCUGGGGGGUCGUCCAAGGAUUGCUCAGUUCCCUAUCCUCCGUUGGCUGUGGCACCAAUGAGGUUGCCUGAAAUCCCUCUGCCUACUUUUGAUGGUGAAUGCCACAACUGGCCAGCCUUUAGGGACAUGUUCGUCAAUUUGGUGGCUAAUAACGAUAAGAUCCCGAAUGUUACCAAGUUCUAUUACCUGGUGGGGUGUCUGCAUGCUGAUCCGCAAGAAGUCAUCAAGGGAUUUUCGAUUUCAAAUGAGUCUUUUACUCUUGCCUGGGACGCAUUGAUCGAACGCUACGAUAAACCGCGCAGGUUAGCAUCGUCAAUAAUCGAUAAGUUAAUAUCCGCUCCCGCCUCGAAUUCUGAAAAUCUUGCAGUUCUGCAGACCUUUAUGUCGGUCUUUGACGAAAACAUCACGAUCCUGGAGUCGCUCCAGAUCCCGGAUCUAGCGUCGUUUCUGUUAUUUUCAUUGGCUGCUAGGUGUUUACCUACAUUCUCGAGACGUCUUUUCGAGGCUGAAAACAAUGAAGAAUAUCCGUCGAUACAGAGCGUGAUCAAGUUCGUUAAAACGAGAAUCCAGGUUCUUGAAAAUGCAGGUGUACAACCGGCAGGAAGCUCCUCCUCGAAGUCGGCCAAUAUCAAGAAAACUGGUUUCCGUCGGGAAUCGAAGACCGCAUUAGUAUCGACGCCCAAACCUUCGACUUCGAAGCAUUCCUCGACCAAACCUACUUCGGCGUCAUGUUACGUUUGUUCCGGUGCUCACCAACUAGCUGAUUGCGCGAAAUUUAAGGCUUGCUCGGUCGAUGAACGCUACAAGGUGGUGUGCACGCAUCGCCUUUGCAUGGUCUGUUUGAUUCACGGGCACAUGUCGUUUAAGUGUUCCUCUUCGUGCUCCAUAUGCAAGAGGCGCCAUCAUGCGCUACUACAUCGAGAUCAGGAACCGUCGAAACCCGCUCCUCCUGCUGCCAUGUUAGGCCGCCAAUAA